AUGCAAAAAUUUCUCGUUGGGAAUUCUAAAAUAAUUGUAAGUAACAUUCCGCUUCACGCAAGAUACGAAGAUUUGGAACCAUUAUUCUCUCAAUUCGGUUCUGUUCAAAGUUGUGAAAAGAGUAAUUCAAGGGAUGGAAAUAGCCAGUCGUAUCAAGUCGUGUAUGAAACUCAAGAACAAGCCCAACAGGCUAUAAAUCAAUUAAAUUCGUACAAGUAUGAUAAUCAAGUUUUAAAAGUGGAAUUUGCUAUGGAAAGGCGUAGAGGCGGUGGUCGAGGGGGGUCACGAGGAGGCGGAGGAGCCUACGGUGGUCCCGCUGCUUCGGCGAGGCAGACUGAUUUUCCACUUAGAAUUCUCGUUCAAAGUGACAUGGUUGGAGCCAUUAUAGGCCGACAGGGAACAACAAUCAGACAAAUUACUCAACAAACCAGAGCCAGGGUGGACGUCCAUCGCAAGGAUAACGUUGGUUCUUUAGAAAAAGCUAUUACUAUUUACGGAAAUCCAGACAAUUGCACAAAUGCUUGUAAAAAAAUUUUAGAAGUAAUGCAAGCAGAAGCGAGCAAUACGAACAAAGGAGAAAUUUCAUUAAAAAUUUUGGCUCACAAUAAUUUGAUUGGAAGAAUCAUAGGGAAAGGAGGAAACACGAUUAAAAGAAUUAUGCAAGACACCGAUUCAAAAAUUACAGUAUCCAGUAUAAACGACAUAAACAGCUUUAAUUUGGAAAGAAUAAUCACAGUAAAAGGUACAAUCGAUAAUAUGAGCAGAGCCGAAUCGGAAAUCAGUGCUAAACUCAGGCAAAGUUACGAAAAUGACCUUCAGGCCAUGGCACCCCAGACCAUGAUGUUUCCCGGCCUUCAUCCGAUGGCCAUGAUGUCAACAAAUAACAUGGGUUAUUCUUCGCGUCCGGGUGCUUUUGGUGGAGUUUAUGGGUCCGGAGCACCCAUUCCGUAUUCUCCCAUUUACCCACCGGCAGGGCCUCAGCAAGGUCCCUCCCAAGGUGGAGAUUCUCAAGAAACUACAUUUUUAUUUAUACCAAACAGCGCAGUUGGUGCCAUUAUCGGCACAAAGGGAACUCACAUUAGGAACAUAAUCAGAUUUUCAGGAGCCUCUGUUAAAAUAGCUUCAUUAGAACAAGAAAAAGGAACGGAACCGCCUGCUGAAAGAAAAGUUACUAUUGUUGGCACUCCUGAGUCUCAGUGGAAGGCUCAAUAUUUAAUAUUUGAAAAAAUGAGAGAAGAAGGUUUUAUCGGGAGUGGAAACGACGAUGUUAAAUUGACUGUUGAAAUUUUGGUUGGACGCAUUAUUGGUAAAGGAGGUCAAAACGUGCGUGAGCUUCAACAUGCAACAGGUUCAAUAAUUAAACUUCCUGAACAAGGAGCUGCUCCUCCCGCGCAAGAAGAAACGACCGUACACAUCAUUGGACCCUUCUUUUCAGUUCAGUCUGCUCAACGAAGGAUUCGAUCCAUGGUACAGUCGUCUACACCCGGGGGAGGAGGUGGUGGUGGUGGUGGAGUGCGAGGCGGUCCUCCUAGAAGAGAACGAGAAUAA
Molecule: messenger RNA, 1548 nt
Organism: Pediculus humanus corporis (human body louse)
Lineage: Eukaryota; Metazoa; Arthropoda; Insecta; Psocodea; Pediculidae
Exons: 10
Coding region: 1-1548 (515 amino acids)
Biological process (GO): nervous system development; regulation of gene expression
Cellular component (GO): cytoplasm; nucleus; cytosol
Molecular function (GO): mRNA 3'-UTR binding
Source: RefSeq, a predicted model, not a curated record